GCAUCUUACAUUUAUUGCCGUUUACAUGAACCAUUCUAAUAAGCGGUGUGACCUAUUUAUUGGUCUGUUGAGUUGCGUGCGUAACCAACAUGUGGUGUAUGGCUUAAAACAAAGCAUUCGUAAGUGAUAGCAGUCUGGCUCAUUCUCUAAAAGUGUGGUCUGUAUCAAUCAGCCAUCUAUUAUUCUAUGGUAUAUAAUUUUUAUUGUGCGAUUUUACCGCAGAUUGUUCUCGUGCUGGCCAUCGGGGGAAUACAGCGCUUUGAUGGUGGUGUAGGACUGUGUAAUGGAAGCCACCUGCCCCCAUAACUCUCUUUUUCGCCUCGGAUCUCCGCCGACAGUAACGGUGCUGUCCACUAUGCAUUUGCACUAAAUACAGUGAAAGUGAACUGGUAAGAAGAGAAGAAAUGAGAAGAAAAUCGCUGGUUGCCUUCUCGGCAGUACUGAUCUGUCUGUGCCGCGCGACAAUCGUCUCCAACCGGACGCGCGGCGGCCGCGACGCGCAAACUUCAUCCACAUCAUCAGACAAGGGAAGCGAGAAGGACGUGGCUGACUCCCCAAUCUCUGGCCAACAGCAUAUCUACAAUGUUGAUUAUUUCAGUAAGAAUGAAACAAUGGGCUCACCAAGGCGGCAGGGGGACUUCAGCCAUAGGAAUGGCACUUCCGCCAUCAAAACCAGCAGAGGCAAUACAGGCACCACUAUGAUAUUUGGCAGGCCAGACCAUGUUCAAGGUGGAACAGGGUGGGCCAUGGAUGGAGGAGUGGCACCAAUAUGUGCCUACCGGGUGAUGGAGGAGGGAAUCGGGGGGCGGCUGUGUUUUCGACACACACAGCUGGGGUUCAGGUGUCAUCGUGGAGACUGCCGGACUGUUCCAUCAGCAGGAGGGUCCCUGGUGGCCAACAUUUUGACCAACGGCAGCGUGCUACUACAGUGGACAUAUGAAGAUCUGAGGGGAGAGGCUCAAAGGACAAAUAAAGGAAACACAGCUGGACAUGACCUAGAUAAACAAGAGACAGAGACUAGAGGAACAAGUGUAGAGGGACAGAAAGGGGCCCCUGGGACAGGGCUUGGGGAAGAGAGCAGGUUUGUAACUGCCCCACCGAAGAGGGUAUUCGGUGGACGACGUGUCAGAAGGGGUGGGUUUGGGCUAAGCUGCUGGUGGAACGGGAGCUACACCCAGUUUGAGUGCGCUAACACCCAUCUUGGCUCUGGUUGCAGGGACUUCUUGCUGACUGAGCUGCAUGAGAACGUCCCUUACCGCAUCUGCCUGCAUCCGCUUGCCUCCACCCUGACACCACAGCUCCACUCAGAAGGAGCAGGCCAGAGGGAGGACAUGUGGGACUGUGUGGAGUUCACUGUCUCACCCUUGGGCAUGCAGGACAUUGUGAUUGCCAUGACAACGGUGGGAGGAGCCAUCUGUGUGAUGCUGGUCAUCAUCUGCCUGCUGGUGGCGUACAUCACUGAGAACAUCAUGAGCCCCAUGACACAGCACUCACACUCCACAUACCACUCUUACCACUAAUGUCACUCACACAAACACGCACACAUGUGUGUGCACACACACAUAACCUUAUUCAGCAAUAUCGCAGUCAUUUAUUUUAAUCUCACAUCUAAAUCAAUACACUAAAAACCCAUUUAUGUAACAUACUGUGGUUGAACACCCACACACACAUAAUAAAAAUCUCACUCCGAUUCAGGGCAUUGCACCUUACACACUAGUAGAUCUGUAAGCUUGUGGAAGAAUGAUGAACUAAGCCUCACAACAGACCACCACACUUUCAAAUACUAUGAAAUACUGUUCAAAUGAUAGGGCUCAGAGAAUUCCGUUUGUGUCAGCAUUAAUUUGUGUGUUUAUUUUUCUCUUGUGUAUUUAUCUCAUUAGCCUUUAUGCUAGUAAUCAAGGUGCUCUGUAUUAGAGAUAGUAAGCUGCUAGUCAGUAGGCCUACCUAAGAGUGAAAAAUGGUCUAUAGUUGAGCAAUAUUAUGAACCAGUAUUUAGAACGAUUCCUCUUUUUUGGGGUCCAGUUAUAUAUUUGCAGUAAUUACAUAUGUUCAGUGGUAAGUAAUAAGUGCAAGCACAUUAGGUAAUUGAAUGAAUGAUUUCUUACUUUUCACCUCAGAGAGGGUUAAUUUAAUUAGUGUCAACAAUGCACCCUCAGGCACCCAAGAAUGAUUCCUAUUUGCCUUACCUUCUCCUGGAUGUAGAGAUCUAUGUAUACUGAACAUCCCUGUUAGUGAGCAUUUCUCCUUUGCCAAGAUAAUCCAUCACACUGACAGGUGAGGCAUAUCAAGAAGCUGAUUAAACAUCAUGAUCAUUACACUGGUGCACCUUGUGCUGGGGACAAUAAAAGGCCACUCUAAAAUGUGCAGUUUUGUCACACAACACAAUGCCACAUGUCUCAAGUUUUGAAGGAGCAUGCAAUUUACAUGCUGACUGCAGAAAUGUCCACCAGAGCUGUUGCCAGAGAAUUGAAUGUUAAUUUCUCUACCAUAAGCCAACUCCAACAUUGUUUUAGAGAAUUUGGCAGAACAUCCAACCGGCCUCAAAACCACAGACCACGUGUAACCACACCAGCCCGGGACCUCCUCAUCCAACUUCUUCACCUGCGGGAUCGUCUGAGACCAGCCACCCGGACAGCUGAUGAAACUGAGGAGUAUUUCUGUCUGUAAUAAAAAAAACUUGUUAGGAAAAACCCAUUCUGAUUGGCUGGGCCUGGCUCCCCAGUGGGUGGGCCUAUGCCCUUCCAUGUCCACCCAUGGCUGUGCCCCUGCCCAGUCAUGUGAAAUGCAUAGAUUAGGGCCUAAUGAAUUUAUUUCAAUUUACUGAUUUCCUUAUAUGAACUGUAACUCAGUAAAAUCUUAGAAAUUGUUGCAUGUUGUGUUUAUAUUUUUGUUGUAGACCUUCAACAGGCUUGUCUGCUCUGCAGUCUGCCAAAUAUACUGUUCCCAACCUCUAGUUUAGGAGGCCCUGUGGAAUCAAUAAAACACUGCGAGCAUAUGAUUUUUGUAUGUGUAAAUGGGUACAGAAA
Molecule: messenger RNA, 3026 nt
Organism: Oncorhynchus nerka (sockeye salmon)
Lineage: Eukaryota; Metazoa; Chordata; Actinopteri; Salmoniformes; Salmonidae
Exons: 1
Coding region: 405-1520 (371 amino acids)
Source: RefSeq, a predicted model, not a curated record